Molecule: messenger RNA, 1286 nt
Organism: Thlaspi arvense
Lineage: Eukaryota; Viridiplantae; Streptophyta; Magnoliopsida; Brassicales; Brassicaceae
Source: the annotation of a GenBank genome assembly
CUCUCUUUCCCCUUCCACCAUAUAAACAGUGAAAAGCCAUUCAAGUGCUUCUCCCUCUCUCUCUAUUUCUAUCGCUCUCUCUCCUAUUCGUGGUUAUUUUUUCUUUAAUCCCUAACCCCAGAAACCAAAAAAAAAAAAAUGAAUCCAAGUCUCCCUGAGAAAGAUCUAACAGGUAAUGAAACUAUCAAUGGGUCGAGAAGACUAGAAGAAGCAAACAACUUCGGAUCUCCACCAAACUCGCACAACAACUUCUCUCUCGCUAGAAACCAUCCUCACAACAAAUCAGUCUCACUCUUGGAGUCGGAAGAGGAGCAUGAGAAAGAGAGGGUUGAAAAACAAGAUAUGUUAAAAAGGAGGGGCAAAAAUGGAAUAAACACAAAAAUAUGCUCAAGAGGACAUUGGAGACCAACAGAAGAUGCUAAACUCAAGGAGCUUGUUGCCCAGUUUGGUCCCCAAAACUGGAACUUGAUUGCUCACCACCUUCUUGGUAGAUCAGGCAAGAGUUGUAGAUUGAGAUGGUUUAACCAACUAGACCCGAGGAUUAACAAGAGAACUUUCACUGAGGAAGAAGAGUUUAGGCUUUUAGCUGCUCACCGAGCUUAUGGCAACAAGUGGGCUCUGAUCUCACGUCUCUUCCCCGGUCGGACCGAUAACGCCGUUAAGAACCAUUGGCACGUCAUCAUGGCUCGAAGGACCAGAGAGAGUCAGCGACAACGUCAACAGCCUCAUCAGGCACCGUCAGGAAACGCUGAAAUGACGGUUUCGUCCUCGUACCGCUGUCAUCACGGUGAGUUUUUCAGUAAGGUCGCGAAGGGCAGUUUUGUCAAUGAUGACGACGACGAUGAAGAUGGUUCAGCUGUCUCUACAUGUACAACGGAGCUCUCUCUCACUCCGCCUUCUUCGACUCACCAUCCUCGUUUCUUGAAUUACGACAAUACCCUUGACUCAGGUAAAGAUGGUCAGUGUGUGCAGAGGGCAGAAGUAAAUGGCAAAUAUGGUAAAAACAUGGACCAUCAAAAUCACCACACAAUCACAGUCAGUGAAAGGAAUGUGGAGAUGCAGAUGAAGAGUGGCUUUUACUUCUUUGAUUUUCUUGGAGUGGGAGCUUCUUGAUUAAUUAUUUGAAGAAUUAGGGUUCAUAACGAGGGAAUUGUUGAGAUAAAAAAUUUGGGUUUAGUUUUCUCUAUUUCUCAUUGUUAAUUUUAGGCAAGUUUGUUUAACAUUUUAAUUUGGCCUAAAAAACUAAGAGACAAACUAAAUAAUUUCGUACAAGUCAGUAAUCCAGA